Talpa occidentalis (Iberian mole) is the source of this 1036-nucleotide messenger RNA. RefSeq names its product FUN14 domain-containing protein 2-like. The record is from RefSeq and is a predicted model, not a curated record. Bases 25 to 582 code for a protein of 185 amino acids. Gene Ontology annotation, biological process: autophagy of mitochondrion. Lineage: Eukaryota; Metazoa; Chordata; Mammalia; Eulipotyphla; Talpidae. Gene Ontology annotation, cellular component: mitochondrial outer membrane. The transcript has a single exon.
CCCUCUUCCGCGGCUGCCUGGGGAAUGGAAACACCUGCCCCGCGGGCCGGGAGCCUGAGCGCCUCCAGUGCGCAGAGCCAUGCGGGGUCCAGCCGCAGGGAGCCUCACCGCAAGUCGUCGCGAGAAGAGCUCGCAGAGAUGGCCGCGGCUACUCAGGUGAAUAGCGAGGCUCUGGACCUGACCGAGGUCGCUAAGAAGCGGGCGUGGUGGCGCAGAUUGUUUCUGCAAGAUUCGGGGUUCGCUGCCCAGAAGUACAACGUCGCCACCCAGCUGUUAAUCGGUGGCGUCACUGGUUGGUGCACAGGUUUCAUAUUCCAGAAGGUUGGAAAAUUGGCCGCCACAGCUGUGGGAGGGGGAUUUUUCCUCCUCCAGCUUGCAAACCAUACGGGCUACAUCAGAGUUGACUGGCAGCGAGUGGAGAAGGACAUGCAGAAAGCCAAGCAGCAGCUGAAGAUCCACAAGAGCAACCAGUUACCUACAGAGAUCAAAAGCAAAGCAGAGGAGGUGGUGAUAUUUGUGAAGAAGAAUUUCCUGGUGACUGUGGGGUUUUUUGGAGGCUUUCUGCUUGGCAUGACAUCCUAAGGGGGAUGACUUUGCUUCCAUCAUGGCAGCCUCCCGCUCCAUCACAGGACACUGUUUCUCCUCCUCCUCUUUUCCAAGCCAUCCUCCCAGCAGUGUCUAAUCUGAAUGGCUUCUACAGGCAUCCUAGGUACAGGUUAACUGUGAGCUUGACAGCCGCAGAAGAGACAGUAGACUUUAGCUGUGCUCCCAGCAUCCUCCCUGCUUGACUAAUCUGUAGGUCAGCGAGAAGGUUCCUUUCCCCUCAAGUAAGAUCCUGACCAGGACAUGUUAUAAGAUGGCCCCUGUGGGGGAUAAGUGGGUCCUCAAAGUUGUCCCAACUUUGAGAGAAUGUGAUGUCCCAACCCCCUUUAUUUGGAAAAGAAGUAACAGCACAUAAGAGACCUCCUGUGUGAGUGGAAAGGAACUGAAUACAUUGCUUUGAAGCAUGAAUGAUGUUGGUAUUUUGGUGUCUACU